UCCCUAUAUAUACCCACCUUCACUUGAAUGGUAAGCCAAGGUGGACUAAAACGUUCCCAUGGGGAUCAAGAAGAUAUUUGGUGUUGUUUUCUUUGUGCUAUUAGGUGUAGGUAUUUGUUCUGCAGCUAGAAAUCUCCUCACUCUUGAUGAAGUAACUCCUCACCUUUCGGGCAUUGGUCAUGGUGGUGCCAAUGUUGGGGUAUAUGGUAAUGGCGACCUUGGAGGAGGAGGUGGAGGAGGUUCAGGAGGUGGCGGUGCACAUGCAAAUCUAGGAGAAGCCGGAGCUGCUGGAUACGGAGGUGGUGGUGGUAAAGGAGAAGGUGGUGGUGGCGGUCCUGCUGGUUAUGGAGGUGGUGGAGGAGGUGGCAAUGGUGGUGGUGAAGCUAGUGCAGGUGGAUAUGGUGGUGGAGCUUCUGGAUAUGGUGGUGGAGGUGGUGAAGGAGGCGGAGCUGGUGGUGCUGGCGGGUAUGGAGGAGCGGGUGGAAUUGGAGGUGGUGGUGGUAGUGGUAGUGGUGGUGGCGGAGCUAGUGCCGGUGGAUAUGGUGGUGGAGCUUCUGGAUAUGGCGGUGGAGGUGGCGAAGGAGGUGGAGCUGGUGGUGCCGGCGGGUAUGGAGGAGCCGGUGGACAUGGAGGUGGUGGUGGUAGUGGUGGCGGUGGAGCUAGUGCAGGUGGAUAUGGUGGUGGAGCUUCUGGAUAUGGCGGUGGGGGUGGUGAAGGAGGUGGAGCUGGUGGUGCAAGUGGACAUGGAGGUGGUGGUGGUAGUGGUGGCGGUGGAGCUAGUGCAGGUGGAUAUGGUGGUGGAGCUUCUGGAUAUGGCGGUGGAGGUGGCGAAGGAGGCGGAGCUGGUGGUGCCGGUGGGUAUGGAGGAGCCGCUGGACAUGGAGGUGGUGGUGGUAGUGGUGGCGGCGGAGCUAAUGCAGGUGGAUAUGGUGGUGGAGCUUCUGGAUAUGGCGGUGGAGGUGGCGAAGGAGGCGGAGCUGGUGGUGCCGGUGGGUAUGGAGGAGCCGGUGGACAUGGAGGUGGUGGUGGUAGUGGUGGCGGUGGAGCUAGUGCUGGUGGAUAUGGUGGUGGAGCUUCUGGAUAUGGUGGUGGAGGUGGUGAAGGAGGCGGAGCUGGUGGUGCUGGCGGGUAUGGAGGAGCCGGUGGACAUGGAGGUGGUGGUGGAAGUGGUGGUGGAGGAGCAAGUGCAGGAGGAUAUGGUGGUGGAGGGGCACAUGCAGGUGGAUAUGGCAGUGGAGAAGGAGCUGGAGGAGGUUUUGGUGGUGCAGGCGGUCAUGGUGGUGGUGGUGGAGGUGGUUCUGGUGGUGGAGGUGCCGGUGUAUAUGGUGUAGGAGGUGCACAUGCAGAAGGAUAUGGAAAAGGUGGUGGAGCCGGAAGUGGUGAGGGUGGUGGCUAUUAUCCUUAAAAGUACUCUAUCAUCAUUGCAAUUCACCAAGAGCAUUAAUAUUGUCACUACUAGUACUAAAAGAAAUAAGUGUAAUUUGGUUACAAAAACCAAAACCUUGAAAGAUAUGGCAAGAAACUUUGGAAUCGAAA
Gossypium arboreum is the source of this 1536-nucleotide messenger RNA. RefSeq names its product glycine-rich cell wall structural protein 1.8-like. The transcript has a single exon. The record is from RefSeq and is a predicted model, not a curated record. The coding region runs from base 59 to 1405 and encodes 448 amino acids. Lineage: Eukaryota; Viridiplantae; Streptophyta; Magnoliopsida; Malvales; Malvaceae.